AUGAACGAUCUUGGACGACGUGUGAAUAGCAUCAUUGUGAAAAAUUUACCGACGAAUUACAAUGAAAGCCAAUUGGAAGAGCUUUUUUCGAAAUUCGGUCGAAUAGUCUCCAGUAAAGUCUUACCCAGUAAUCCGAAUUUCGAUGGUGGCUGUGGUUUCGUGAAUUAUGCUGAAGCAGAAAGUUGUGCAAGAGCUGUUGAAGCGAUGAAUAAUUUCGUGAUCGAUCGUUUUACUCUACGUGUCAAUCAUUCAUCAACACGAAUGAAUGGUAGCAAUCCCGAACGACCACAAAACGGAUUUCAUACGAAUGGCGAAUCGACUGAUGAACGGAAUGGGACAUUGUCACCGAGUAUUCCAAGUCGAUUUAGUGGUUUUCGGUCUGCAAGUGCACGAUCAUCAACGAAUGCGACGCCAUCCAAACAAUUCAAUACCUCACCGAAUACAAAUGAGUCAGAAACAAUGAAUAAUAAUAAUAAACCAUUGUGGAAUGGCAUAGCCAAUGCACAACAAGCUCUUAAAAGUCCAUCGCAGAGUGAAUCAACAAUGACUGUUCGAGAGCACGAUUCAUUUAUGACAAACAAAACUUCUGUUGUUUACUUAUCGAAUCUCGAGGUGCCGAAUAUUAUAUUUGCUGCCACAGUAGAAGAUUAUGUAAAUGCGACAUUAUUAAUAACACAAAUGAAUAAACAUGAACAGUUGACUAAAGUUCAAGCUGAUGCUUACAAAUCAAAACUAUCUGAAGGGCAAUGGUGUGCAGCACUUUUUAACGGGGAUUGGUAUCGAGCUCGCGUUCUUGAAGUGGAAGAAAGUCGUGUUCGUGUGCAAUACAUCGAUUGGGGGAAUACAGGAUGGUGUGAUUCAAUUUUAGAAAUUCGUCCAUUACCAAAUGAAUACUAUAAAGAUCCUGUAUUAUGCGUCAAAUGUAUUUUGGACGGAAUACCUAUCGAUGUGAAACUAUCUGAUGAGCAAACCAAUGCUAUACUUGAUAUCCUUGUCCUGGACGUUAAACUUGAAAUGACUGUAUUACACAGUGAAAAUGGUAUUCCGUACAUUCAACUCAAUUUUGGUGAGCGAAAUUUAAAUUCAGAAAUUCUGGCGAUUUUACCAGCAUCGAUCCCACAAAAAUCCAGUCAAGUAGUAAACAGUAUCGAUUCGCAAAAAGCUGAAGUGUCAACAACUGAAAUUCAUUCUGUACAAUUAACAACUGUAGAUACCGAAUCUGAGUGCUUUCAUGUUCUAUUAAUACGAGAUUGUCUUCCGACGAUCAUGAAUGUACUCAAAGACUGGGACGCAAGUAAACAACCAUUGACAGCACAUCCGCAACCAAACACACUCAUCUGUGCUCAAUAUGAAGGUGAUGAUCUUUGGUACCGAGCAUGGAUUAAAAAUGUUAAUGAAACGGGCGUUGAUGUGUAUUUCGUUGAUUUUGGUAACGAAGAACUCGUUUCAUUUGCUCGGUUAAGUGAAUGUCCAGAUAUUUUACGAAAUAUUCCAUGGCAAAGUGUGCAAAUUCGUCUGGCGAAUAUCAAAUUAACCGAUGAUGAACGUUAUUUACUUUUAAGAGAUUUUGAGACGGAUCGACUGAAUAUGAAAAUUCUUUCUAAGGAUCAAGAUGUCUAUAUGGUGGAGCUAAAUCACAACGGCAAAUCUCUAACUGAAUAUAUGCUCGAUUUACGAAAGAAAAAAGAGCAACCUGCACAAAAAUCAGCAUUCACCAACGAAGUACCAAAACAAGUAGUUGAGCAAACGUUUUCAAGAGUAGACCCAGUGCCAUCGGUAACGAAAACUGAAACUUUCUCACAAGUAACGAACGAAAUCAAACGUUCAGAGUCACAAUCAGUGCAACCGUCUCUAAACGAAACAAAAUCAUUCACGCCGAUAAAUAACAAUAUAGACGUGCCAUCAUCAACAAUUACUUCCACAAAACCUCCAAGUACAUUGACGAAGACAGCACCUUUCAACGAUCAUACCAACGAAAAUCUAAUCACUAUGAUUACUGAACAACGUCGACAAAAUCGCUUACUUGAACAGGUUAUCGCUGCUGUUAAUACCACCAAUGCACUUCUCACUCAACUCGUUCAACGCUAG
Adineta ricciae is the source of this 2088-nucleotide messenger RNA. The record is from the annotation of a GenBank genome assembly. Lineage: Eukaryota; Metazoa; Rotifera; Eurotatoria; Adinetida; Adinetidae.